AUGGCGAAUCUUGCUAGCGAGGAAAAGCAGGUUUCCGCUGGAAUCAACCAUUCUGAUAAGAGCGAGAAUGUCAAUUAUAUUCAUGCCGAGGAUUUGAAGCAUGGGAAUGCCCAUGAUGUAGCGGAGAGAGGCCAUGUUGCGACGGAUCAAUAUGGAAACUCUCUUGUUCAUUUCGAUCCGAAAGCAGUUUCCAGACUACGAUUGAAGAUUGAUCUCUACAUUGUCCCGACGGUAGCGCUUCUCUACCUCUUUUGCUUCAUCGACCGAGCAAAUAUCGGAAAUGCAAAGCUUGCUGGGUUUGAAAAAGACAUCAAACUCAAGAAUUAUGAUUACAAUAAAGUUCUGUCAAUCUUUUACAUUUCAUAUAUCCUCUUUGAGAUCCCGUCGAAUAUGGCUUGUAAGUGGAUAGGGCCGGGAUGGUAUAUUCCAGCGAUUUCGCUGGGGUUUGGUGUGUGCUCGAUUUGCACCGCUUUUGUUCAUGACAUACACGCUGUGUCUGGAGUUCGGUUUCUCUUGGGUGUUUUCGAAGCUGGUAUGCUGCCAGGUAUUGCAUACUACAUGUCUCGUUGGUACACCAGAUCAGAACUCGCAUUCCGACUCUCCCUCUACAUCGUCAUGGCACCACUCGCCGGCGCUUUUGGAGGUUUGCUCGCAUCAGGCAUCCUCAAGCUCGACCAUUUCGGCGGACUCCGCACUUGGAGAAUGAUUUUCGCCAUCGAAGGAAUAAUAACCUGCCUCCUCUCCGUCAUCGCAUUCUUCACCCUCACCGACCGUCCAGCAACCGCUAAAUGGCUUUCUCAAGACGAAAAAGACAUGGCCAUCGCACGAGUCAAGGCAGAGCGCAUCGCAGCAACCGAAGUUUUGGAUAAAAUCGACAGAAAGAAGUUCUUCAUGGGACUUCUCUCUCCUGCUACAAUCGCGACCUCGUUCAUUUUCCUCCUCAACAACAUCACCGUCCAAGGUCUAGCUUUCUUCGCACCGACCAUCGUUCGCACCAUUUAUCCAAAGAACACCGUAGUCUCGCAACAACUCCACACCGUUCCACCCUAUGUCGUCGGUGCAUUUUUCACACUCCUCUUCCCAUUCCUAAGCUGGAGAUUUGACAGAAGAAAUAUCUUCUUCAUCAUGAGCGCACCGCUAAUCAUGUGUGGAUACAUCAUGUUUCUCGCCAGCGAAAAUUCACAGGUCCGGUACGGCGCAACAUUCAUCAUUGCCAGCGGCGCAUUCUCGUUCGGAGCUCUGUGUAACGCGCAGGUAUCUGCGAAUGUGGUGUCGGAUACCGCGAGGUCUUCGGCGAUUGGGUUGAAUGUCAUGGCUGGAAAUAUUGGAGGGUUGAUCUCGACUUGGUCGUUCUUACCUUUUGACGCACCGAAUUAUCAUGUUGGGAAUGGACUUAAUUUGGCUACCUCGUCGACGAUAUUGUUGUGUUCGAUUGGCCUGUUGUUUUGGAUGAAGAUGGAUAAUAAGAAGCGUGCGAGUAGGGAUAUUGAUAGUGAGCUAGCGGGACUGUCACAGGAGGCUAUCCAGGAUCUUGAUUGGAAACACCCAGCUUUUAGAUGGAGAUCGUGA
Glarea lozoyensis ATCC 20868 is the source of this 1569-nucleotide messenger RNA. RefSeq names its product MFS general substrate transporter. Lineage: Eukaryota; Fungi; Ascomycota; Leotiomycetes; Helotiales; Helotiaceae. Gene Ontology annotation, molecular function: transmembrane transporter activity. The record is from RefSeq and is a predicted model, not a curated record. Gene Ontology annotation, biological process: transmembrane transport. Gene Ontology annotation, cellular component: membrane. Bases 1 to 1569 code for a protein of 522 amino acids. The transcript has 5 exons.